CGACCACCUCCAACCACCCCCAUUUCCUCGCCAACCACAGCCCACGCUCGCGACAGCGCGUCUACGCGCUCCAUCAUUAUAAUAUUCGCGCUAUCCGUAAAUACCGCUAUGAUUUAGAGUUGCGCCACGACUUUGCAGCCUUGCACGCCCGGUACCUCCCCCACGCCCAGCGGUGACGGCAGCGAUCCACCUCGCUUUGAGCGCUUGCACGCAGCACCACGACCCCAUCUAGUGCCCGCCCUGCCGUAGAACUGUUGUUGCUAGACCCGCAAUUCGGUCGCUACAUCACUGUCGUGCGUGGUAUCUAGAGCUGCGGCGUUUGGCAUCCCUGAGCUGCGGCGCUCACGUUGUUCGUCGCGGCCUCCCUGUGGCACGGCACCCGAUCGCCGCUUCCAAACGCGUUCACCACCUCCGCGCCUGCCACAAACUCACAAACAACACGCCUUCCUCCCACAAUGGCGUCGUUUACGUUCAAUGCUGGGCCCAGCUCGCCUCUGACCGAUCCGCCGUCCGACUGCGAGUCUGAGUUGACGGUCCUCACACGCUCCCCAUCACCACCACCAGGAUUCCGCGUACGAUCGCUGCCCUCGCCCUCCUCCUCACGACGUUCUUCUGCCAAGACAAGCCCCGCACCUGAGGACAUGCCGUCGCCGCCCUCCAGCUGCGACGAAGACGUGCGCCCGGCCAAGAGGAGGAAGCUCUCGCCCACAACAGACGCCAGCGGGCGCACCACACACUACCUAGACCUGACGCAAGACGUUGCAGAUGAGGACAAACCGCAACUUCAGCGUCUUCUCAAUGUGCUGCACAAGAAGCGCAAGAUCGUCGUCAUUGCCGGCGCUGGCAUCUCGGUCUCUGCAGGUAUUCCCGACUUCCGAUCUGCGACUGGUCUCUUCAACUCGCUCAAGAAGGAGCACGGCCUCAAGUCCUCUGGUAAGGACCUCUUCGACGCGUCUGUCUACCAGGAUGGCCAGUCUACUGCCACGUUCCACGCCAUGGUCCGCAGCCUGUCCACAGAAACCAAGAACGCACAGCCCACGGCCUUCCACCACCUCAUUGCAACAUUGGCGCAAGAGGGCCGUCUCAUGCGACUUUACACUCAAAACGUCGACGGCAUCGACACGUCGAUGGCUCCCCUUAAGACCGAGGCGCCUUUGCCAAAGAAGGGACCUUGGCCAAAGACUAUCCAGGUGCACGGGGGCCUUGAUCACAUGGUGUGCUCAAAAUGCCACACGCUAUAUCCUUUCAAUGCCGCGCUAUUCGACGGACCCACGGCGCCGCCAUGCGAGAGCUGCGUAGAGAUUGAUGUCGUCCGUCAAGCUGCAGAAAAGCGGACUCAUGGCAUCGGAUGCCUGCGCCCCCGCAUGGUCCUUUAUAACGAGGAGAAUCCCGACGCCGAGGCCAUCGGUUCGUGUACAGCCACCGAUAUGCGCAUGCGACCGGAUGCAGUCAUUGUGGCUGGAACUACCCUGAAGGUUCCUGGAAUUCGCCGCAUCGCUCGCGAGAUGUGCAACAUCGUGCGCGACAGGAAGGACGGUGUUGCAGUAUGGAUCAACAACGAUCCUGAACCUCUGGGCGUCGAUCUACAAAACGCCUGGGAUCUGGUCGUCACCGGUCCUUGCGAUGAAGUUGCUCGGCACGCGGCUAUGCGAAAGUGGGACGACCCAAUGGAGUUCAAGGAGAUCUCUGAUGCGGAGCUUGUCAAGGCGAAGGAGAGCAAUAGGAUUGAGGUGAUUGUCGGCACCCCGAAGAAGCCUGGAGUGUUCCGAGACGCAGGCCAGCUCACACCUGGUCAAAGCCCUCGCAUGCUGCCCAAGAGCGCACUCAAGUCGGAGCCGGGCACGCCAUCGAAGAAGGGCACCAAGCGCAAAUCAGGUGCGCAGAUGGAUCUCCUCGGCAACAUGGCAGCCAAGGGAGCUGCGAAGAAGCCACAGACACAACCGAAGAAGGCCGCAGCUUCAAAGAGCAAAGCCAGGAAAGCCACAAAGGAGACCCCUCCGAUCAACAACAUGUUCAAGGCCUCGAAAGCAUCGACGAAGCCUGCAGCCAAGGCGACAAAGAAGCUGCCGGACGUGCCGGACCUUUCUGCCCCCUCCACAAAGCCCAAGGCACAGCCAGCUCUGAUCAAGAAAGCCACCGAAGGCAUCGCAGUAGCGAAGCGCGAGACUCCCUCGACGCCGAGGGGCGCUCGAGUCACCAAGUUCAAGUCGGGGCUGGUGAUGCAGCCAUUGUCGGAUGCGGACCGUCGCAACAACCAGUCACCAGUGCGCCCGGAGGUCGAGUUUCUCACGCCCACUAAAGACCGCACGCCCAGUGAGCAGAUCCACGAGGAGCUCGCUCGAGUCCAUGUCUCUUCGUACAGUCGUCGGAGCUCGUCUAGCUCGCAGAGGGACGAGAUAGUCCGGCCAGCGAAGGUGCCGCAUAGCAUGGGCAACCUUCUCUGCUGAGCAAUUGCAUUUACGGCGUUUGGAGUCAAACUUUAAGUAAGUUCCAAGCAUGGGUACCGAUUGCAUACGUGGCGCUCUUCUUAUUGAUGGCAUGGGAAGUCGGUGUAUGUGUAGGGCCCAUCACGAGGCAUUGAGCCUGCUUUUAUAGGUACAUAAUACCCGGGUGUGCUCUGGUUGGAUCGGAGCAGGGCUUACAUGAUGGUUGUUGGUGUAUGUAGACGUUGGAUGGCCUGCUGCGGCCGUGGUAGCUUAGGCUCCGUCCCACGGCAAAUGAUAUUCAUUGCUCGC
Didymella exigua CBS 183.55 is the source of this 2735-nucleotide messenger RNA. RefSeq names its product DHS-like NAD/FAD-binding domain-containing protein. Gene Ontology annotation, cellular component: mating-type region heterochromatin. NCBI's taxonomy places the organism in Eukaryota, Fungi, Ascomycota, Dothideomycetes, Pleosporales, Didymellaceae. Gene Ontology annotation, molecular function: NAD+ binding; histone deacetylase activity, NAD-dependent. The transcript has a single exon. Bases 456 to 2447 code for a protein of 663 amino acids. The record is from RefSeq and is a predicted model, not a curated record. Gene Ontology annotation, biological process: regulation of DNA repair; negative regulation of transcription by RNA polymerase II; pericentric heterochromatin formation.